AUGCCUCCUCUCGUGGGCGCAGCUGCUUCGAACACUUUAUUCAAUAUGAUGAGCCUCCUGCACGACUUGCCAGCGACUUCUCGGGGCAAGGUCUUCUCAAAAUGCUCGACAUGCUUCUUCUCGGCCACCGCCGCCUUGGACGCGAAGAGGUCGAAGAAACACAAAAUACAGAGACACAUUGACCCAUACCGCCUAGCGCAGGCACGACAACGGAAAUCAGCAAACCUGGCGCGACAAAAAGUCCUUCUUGCGGAGCGCCAAGCUACUGUGGGCAGUCCUGUCCGAUCUCGAUCAGCGCCUUUCGUCGAUUCACUGCAUUCCAGAGCUAUUCCGGACAGCAUGCGAGAAUCCUAUUUGAACUACUUUCUCAAGCCGGAAGACAUGGGAAAGUCCUUAGACUACUCGAGAUGGCUAUCUGAGCCGGUUGCCCCCAGGGUAGAAAUCGAUCCCAAUGCAAAGGAGACCUAUGCAAAAGAGCUUGAGACUCAUGCAGUUUCUCACGAGAAUGCCUCGAAAGCGCUCCAAGCCAUUGCCGCGUUGGAUAAUUCAAGCAGCAAGGACCGCCUACGAGUCAAUAUUGACCGAUGCAUUCAGGAAUUUGGUCGACAUAACACCGAUUCAAGCCUUCUACCGAAGCUGCACAGCAACCUUUCAACCCCCUCCAAACCUCGUCCAAGAGUUGGUCCAGAUACUGGCUCCUCUGAGGUGCAAAUAGCCAUUCUCACCACCAAGAUCAACAUUCUUGCAGACAAUCUGCACAACCAGGACAAACAAAACAAGCGGAAUCUGAGGCUGUUGGUCCACAAGAGGCAGAAGUUGCUCAAAUACCUGAGAAGAGAAGACAGGGGUGGACCGAGAUGGCAGAAUGUCGUCGAGAAAUUAGGCAUCUCCGACGCAAUGUGGAAAGGCGAGAUUUCCUUGUAA
Molecule: messenger RNA, 924 nt
Organism: Exophiala aquamarina CBS 119918
Lineage: Eukaryota; Fungi; Ascomycota; Eurotiomycetes; Chaetothyriales; Herpotrichiellaceae
Exons: 2
Coding region: 1-924 (307 amino acids)
Biological process (GO): translation
Cellular component (GO): ribosome
Molecular function (GO): structural constituent of ribosome
Source: RefSeq, a predicted model, not a curated record